UAAAAAGAAACAGAAACAUACACAGGGGGAUUGGUGAAUGGUGCCGACCGCGGCCAUCGCAGUUGGAGGCUAUUUUGAGGGGGGGGGUGAGUAGCGUCCAUGGAGUUACUUUGCGCCCAUUCCUAGCUGCAAGGGUUUAGGUCCAGAGGGCUGACCGUCCCCAGCAAGGGUGCGGGGCCGGGGACGCCGCGGGCCUGGCCGCCUCCCUCACCGCGACCCCGGAUGGAUGCGCGCCCCCCGCCCGCCCGCGCCGGCCCCAGGAGCUCGGGGUUUCGGGAGCAUCCUUCCCGCGCCGGCCCCCGCCGCGGCGCGUAGUCCAGGGCAGCGCCCCUCGGAAGGGCACCGUGGAGGAAGGCUAGGCCAGAGAGCCAGCUCCCUUCCCUGAAGAAGGGCUCCAAAGGACCGUGCAGUGGCCAAUGGGCAGCCGUCUGUGGGAGUGAGCGGACUGAGCUUUGCCCUCUCUGAGGUGGAGGGUAGGGUGAGAAGGUGCAGAAGGACAAAGUAGACAAAGCCCUUUUCAUUCUUCCAGGAUCCCCUAGGGUGGGAGUGGAUUCUCUGGACGACCUGAGUUGCCUUGAGUGGAAGCUAGGACUGAGCAGGCCCUAAUCAUUGUUCUGGGGCCACUGACUCCCUUGCCCUCCUUCUGUCAUCUUUGGCUGGACGCCUGCUCAUCUUGGGGCUCUGGACUCAGGAGAUGGAAGAGAAGAGGCGAAAAUACUCCAUCAGCAGCGACAACUCUGACACCACUGACAGUAAGGCCUUCCAUUUGGGGCUCCUACAAGGAAAGCAUUUGAGUCACGCUACAUCUGCUUCACGAUGCUCCAAACUGCCCAGCAGCACCAAGUCGGGCUGGCCCCGGCAGAACGAAAAGAAGCCUUCAGAGGUCUUCCGGACAGACUUGAUCACAGCUAUGAAGAUCCCAGACUCCUGCCAGCUCAGCCCGGAUGACUACUACAUCCUAGCGGACCCAUGGCGACAGGAAUGGGAGAAGGGUGUGCAGGUGCCCGCUGGGGCAGAGGCCAUUCCAGAGCCUGUAGUGAGGAUCCUCCCGCCGCUGGAAGGCCCCCCUACCCAGGUGUCCCCUAGCUGCUCUGAACUUGGCGAGGGCUCCCAGCCUGAUUGGCCUGGGGGCAGCCGCUAUGACCUGGACGAGAUUGAUGCCUACUGGCUGGAGCUCAUCAACUCGGAGCUCAAGGAGAUGGAGAGGCCAGAGCUGGACGAGCUGACGCUGGAGCGUGUGCUAGAGGAGCUGGAGACCCUGUGCCACCAGAAUAUGGUACGGGCCAUCGAGACUCAGGAGGGGCUGGGCAUCGAGUAUGAUGAGGACGUUGUCUGUGACGUGUGCCGCUCUCCCGAGGGCGAAGAUGGCAACGAGAUGGUCUUCUGUGACAAAUGCAACGUCUGCGUGCACCAGGCAUGCUACGGGAUCCUCAAGGUGCCCACGGGCAGCUGGCUGUGCCGGACAUGUGCCCUGGGUGUCCAGCCAAAGUGCCUGCUCUGCCCCAAGCGAGGAGGAGCCUUGAAACCCACCAGAAGCGGGACUAAGUGGGUGCACGUCAGCUGCGCGCUGUGGAUUCCUGAGGUCAGCAUUGGGUGCCCAGAGAAGAUGGAGCCCAUCACCAAGAUCUCGCAUAUCCCCGCCAGCCGCUGGGCUCUGUCCUGCAACCUUUGCAAGGAGUGCACGGGCACCUGCAUCCAGUGUUCCAUGCCUUCCUGCGUCACCGCGUUCCACGUCACAUGCGCCUUUGACCAUGGCCUGGAAAUGCGGACUAUCUUAGCAGACAACGACGAGGUCAAAUUCAAGUCGUUCUGCCAGGAGCACAGUGACGGGGGCCCCAGGGGGGAGCCCACUUCCGACCCCGCGGAGCCCAGCCCGGCUGGCGAGGACCUGGAGAAGGUGACCGUGCGCAAACAGCGGCUGCAGCAACUGGAGGAAGACUUCUACGAGCUGGUGGAGCCGGCCGAGGUGGCUGAGCGGCUGGAGCUGGCUGAGGCGCUGGUGGACUUCAUCUACCAGUACUGGAAGCUGAAGAGGAAAGCCAACGCCAACCAGCCGCUGCUGACCCCCAAGACCGACGAGGUGGACAACCUGGCCCAGCAGGAGCAGGAUGUCCUCUACCGCCGCCUCAAGCUCUUCACACACCUGCGGCAGGACUUGGAGAGGGUUAGAAAUCUGUGCUACAUGGUGACGAGGCGCGAGAGGACGAAGCACGCCAUCUGCAAACUCCAGGAGCAGAUAUUCCACCUGCAGAUGAAACUGAUUGAACAGGACCUAUGUCGAGAGGGGUCUGGGAGGAGAGCAAAGGGCAAGAAGAGCGACUCGAAAAGGAAAGGCCGCGAGGGCCCAAAGGGCAGCCCUGAGAAGAAAGAGAAAGUGAAAGCGGGGCCUGACUCAGUCCUGGGGCAGCUGGGCCUGUCCACCUCUUUCCCCAUCGACGGCACCUUCUUCAACAGCUGGCUGGCUCAGUCAGUACAGAUCACGGCAGAGAACAUGGCCAUGAGCGAGUGGUCGCUGAACCACGGGCACCGUGAAGACCCCACUCCGGGGCUGCUGUCAGAGGAGCUGCUGCAAGACGAGGAGACACUGCUGAGCUUCAUGCGGGACCCAUCACUGCGCCCCGGGGACCCUGCCAGGAAAGCCCGGGGCCGCACCCGCCUGCCUGCCAAGAAGAAGCCACCACAGGAUGGGCCUGGCUCACGGACGAUUCCAGACAAAUCCCCCAAGAAGCCCUGGGGCCAGGAUGCGGGCUCUGGCAAGGGGGGCCAAGGGCCAGUGGCCCGGAAAGCAACACGGCGAACGCCUUCCCACCUGCCAUCUAGCCCUGCAGCUGGGGACUGUCCCAUCCCAGCAGCCCCCGAGAGCCCCCCUCUGGCCCCCGAGACCCCGGACGAGGCAGUCCCAAUGGCUGCUGACUCGAAUGUCCAAGUGCCUGGCCCUCCAGUGAGCCCCAAGCCCUUGGGCCGGCUCCGGCUGCCCCGCGAAAACAAGGGAACCCGGAGAUCGCCAGGUGCCAGGCCUGACGCUGGGACAGGACCGCCCUCUGCUGAGGCCGAGAGGCCCAAGGUCAGCCUACACUUUGACACUGAGACUGAUGGCUACUUCUCUGAUGGGGAGAUGAGCGACUCAGAUGUGGAAGCUGAGGACAGUGGGGUGCAGCAGGCUCCCCGGGAAGCGGGGGCUGAGGAGGUGGUCCGCAUGGGGGUACUGGCCUCCUAAGUCACCCCUACCCCAUCCCGGGCCCUGCCCUGGUCCUCCUAUGAGGCCUCAGCCCAGUCACAACUGCCAUUUCCUAUCUCUGCUGAGUGUCUCAGACCCUUGAGACUGCCACUCUGUUGUGGUUUUAUUUUUAAUAUAGAGAGAGUUUUGAAUUCUACACUGUUGUCUUUCCUCUGUGCUGGCCUAGGACAGUAGGAUUCCUUCCACAGCUCUGGCCGCAAGGACCAUUGCAGGUCCUGGGCACUGUCCCUGCCUUGGCAGCGCCCCGCCCCGGCCCGCACGGCCUCGCCGGGCUCCUGGCUAGAUAUAGGCAAGGUGAGGAAGAGCCCAGGACUCCAGCCCGCUGCCACUGGGUGACACAGACCGUCGUUUGGGCAUUAUUUCAUGGCAGAUGGGCCAGCCCAGGGCCUGCCCCGCCUUGCCCCCAAAUCCUACUGGGGUCCAUUUGGGGGGUCCUGCUGCACUCCACUGAUCCCCGAGGAAGUCUAAUAAGUGAUACCCAGCCAGAGUCUACUCACUGUCACAAGCACAACGAGCUUAUACAAGAAAGCACUGAGGGGGCGCAGAGGGCCCGCUGGUUCCAGAGGAACCACAGCUGUUCCUGAUCAACCCACAUCAUCUGAGGCCUGCCCGCCCACCCCGCGACCCUCCACUCCCCUGCUGCUCCACCCCUGCCAGUGCCCAGCCCGGCGGCUCGGAGAAAGGGUUCCUGGAACUCUUCCUGAGCUGUGCCAUUUACUCAGGGGACUCCCAAACAGCCAGCCGCCAGUGCCGGUGGAGGGCUGCAAGGGAGGGCCAGUGCCCAGACAGGGGCGUGGGGCUCAGACUCCCCCACUUAGAGAAUUGCUCUGGGGCUCCAACUUCCUUCCUUCCUUCGGGGCCAGUCUCGGCCCAAGUCUGGUCACUCCCAGACAACUGACCUGACCAGACCAGACCGUUUGCCUUUUCAAAUUUUCCAGUCCAGCUAAGAGACGAGCUUCUUCCUCAGUUUCCUUUUGGAAACUCCUCCUUCCAACAAGCAGUGGGAUCCCGGGGCCUGGGAUAGGGUUCAAGUCUUGCUGAAUGUUCCUGGUUCCUCUAUCCCUAUGAGACGUGACCCCCUUUCCUGGCUAUGCCUUCCCUCCCCACCACCGACCCGCCUGCCACCUUUUCCGUUCCACCCUCUAGGUCCCAGGUAGUUGCUCUGAAGAGUUUCAGUGGAGAGGCCCCAGGGUGAUAGCUCAGGGAACAAACAAACAAGGAAUUCAGUGAAAACAUGGCUUUUUUUCUUUCAUGAAUUACUCCUGGGUCACUUCCGCCACUGGUGAAGCUAGAACUUCAACAAGAACCUUGCAAAAGUCCAGUGAAUCAGUCGAAUCAUUCUAUGGAUGCCAAAGAAUAUUUUGACCAUAACACAGCACAGCCUGGACCUGACAACUUGUCACUUGGACUUUUUUUUUUUUUCUUUUAAUGGAGUUCUUUAGCAACAAAGGGUAGAGAUGUGUUCAUUGCACACACCCAAGGAGACGAGCCUGAGCUCUUGGAAAAGGAUGCUGUUCUGCUGCUGCUCAACUGUUCAAAUCGGGAAGCGGGACCUAGCAUUGGAUUUCAGGUCCGGGGCUGGGUCCACCGUGAGCUUUCCCAAACUCAGACUCACAGAGGGGGCGAAGAAUUCUGACUGCAAAACCAGCAUGGCAAAAGUCUUUACCAUGUGGUUCCCCUGACACAGAUACACAACCUACAAAUCAGCGGGAUGGGGAGCAGCUUGACCACCCACCCCUGACUCCGGAACUUUCAAGGUACGACAGUGGCAUUGUCAUCGACACUCAGUUUCAUGGGAAUUUUAGCAAAAUAGGAAGCAAAGAUAGGACUCCGUUCAGAAGAUCAGGCAAAUUGGUCCAGGUGGAAUGGAUUCAGGACGGGCUUCCAGGAUUCUGGGCGUUGGGGCGGCACAAGGUACCAUGUAGAGUUGAGUCGGCCUGCCUCCUUGGCAGUCACAGCCAGUGCAGUGUCCGCACCGGCGCCCCAAUCCCCGUUCUCUGUUUACUGCCUUUGAACAGUCCUCCUUCCCCGUGCUUUGGGUCACAAUCUUGUCUGUACUGGAUUGCCCGGUCUGACCUCGCAGGAAGCCAGGGGACGAGCUUAAAGAACAACCAAACUCUGCCAGGGGUAGGGGUGGGGUGUCAGGAAUGGCUCAGGCCCAGUAGACUCAGCGCUUGCCCCUCACCCAUUCAUGUGUUCCAGGGCAGAGUCUGGGCUCCCUGGGGGCAGGAGAGAACUGGGCAGAGAAUGCAGCGUGGCUGGCCAGGGUCUGGUCUGGGUAGGCCAGGCAAGGGGCAGCCAGCUCUCUUUGAGGGGGCCUCUGCCCAGGUUGGCCUCUUGAUUUUCUUCUGUGUUGGCUUUUGACUUUGGACUGGACUCUCCCUGGGGCCAUGUCCUGCACAGGGAUCUAUCUGUUUGGCCAGCUGGUGAUGGAAGUAGGGGGCCUUCACUCCCAGGCCAGGCCCUAGAGCUAUUCUUGCCGGGCAGCUGUCCACCUUUAGGGCACCCAGCAAGACUACGCAGAGGUCAAGGAUGCUGGUCCCCACCACUGUCAUUUCCUCCAUUAGCCACAGCCCCUUCACUCUCUCUCUGGUCUACUGCUCACCAUGGACAGCUUUGCCACCCCUGGUGUUGAGCUCGGAAGCAGGGAAGAAAAGCAGGAAGCCUUUUGCAGGCUGUAGGCCGAGGCAGAGCCCGUGCCUGACCACAUCUGUCCCCACUCACUGGCCCUCUUCUGGGAGGGAGAAGCUGCUCUGUUACUCAUUCUGUCAUUCCCCAUUUUCCCAGUCCAGGCUGCCCAGCUCCACCUUCCCCCUUUUCACAGUGAGAAAAGGAUAAGUUGCAAGGAAAGUAUUUUUAUGGAUCAUAAAUGUAUUUUAAAGUGACUAAGGAGAAGAAAGGUAGAAGGCUUUAUUUUAUUAAAUGAGCUCUCUGACUUUGUGACAGUGUGUGAGCGUUUGUAAUUUGAGGGUCUCGAUUUCCUUCGAGAAGCCCCCGAGGUUUCCACACGUGGGUGCCGGGCUAUAGGUGUGUGCGUCUGUGCCAGGGCACAUCUCCUGUGUCCUUGUGCAUGCGUGUUUGUGUGUCAUGUAUGGGCACGUUGUGGGACUGGCUGGGGCAAUUUCUAGAGAAUCACCUGUGUGUUACUAACAGACGUUGGCAGCAGCCGGACUUGGCAUUUCCUUGCUCAUGGCCAGAUGGUGGCCAGCCUCUGCCCAUGCCCAGAGCUCUGCAGAAUGGUCCGGAUGCCUGUCACAAGGCCCUUGGGGAGGCCACUUCCCACACCCCUGGCCCAGCUGGCCACAUUGGCCAAAGAGCCAGGGCUGGAGUCUGGGACUUUUGGUUGUUCUUUAAGGCACUUCCUGCCACCUUGUCCCUCAGACACAUAAAACACUCUUGUGCUCCGCAAACGACUCGGGGUGGGGGGAUGAUAUGAAUGUCACAGGAGGCGACACCUUCUGUCCUUGUUUCAAAGAAAGUGAUGUGCCAUUUGUUAAUAUACAAGAGAAAUAUUGAAAAUAUAUUGAAAAGAGCAAUUUUAAAUUAUUUUUGGCUUAUGUUGCAAUAUUUAUUUUCUUGUAUUAGAAAAGAUUCCUUUGUAGAGAAAAAAUGUAUUUUUCAUUAACGCAAAGACCUAUUUCUCCUUUUUGUACAUUGUCCAUGUUCGCUCCCCUUAACGAGCAAUAGAAUGUAUGGCCGCCUCGCCGCGGCCAGUGCCCGCGUGCCCUGCAUGAUUCCGUGUUGCCGCUGCUGCAUAGCUCCCACUCCCAUCCUGUCCUGCUCACUCAUGGGGCUUUCUGGACCCGGGCUCCCACCAGGGCCAGUGUCUCAAGGAGCCCUUUGCACUCCUCGUGUGUUGGCAAACGCAGUUAAUAAAGCAAUGUUUUCUGUGC
Lontra canadensis (Northern American river otter) is the source of this 7131-nucleotide messenger RNA. RefSeq names its product jade family PHD finger 2 (gene JADE2). The transcript is spliced from 14 exons. Gene Ontology annotation, biological process: regulation of transcription by RNA polymerase II. Bases 695 to 3217 code for a protein of 840 amino acids. Gene Ontology annotation, cellular component: histone acetyltransferase complex. The record is from RefSeq and is a predicted model, not a curated record. Lineage: Eukaryota; Metazoa; Chordata; Mammalia; Carnivora; Mustelidae.